AUGGAAGUUUCAACAGAAGACAACAUUAUUCGUGAGCGACUUAUUCAAUUGAAUAAUACACUCUCUCAACUCAAUAUAACUGAACAUUCUCCUGAAGUUAUUCGUAUGUUUGAUGAACUUGUCACAUUUUGUUCUUCAAAUGAAAUCUCUUCAUCAAUAUUGAAUCAUAUGCUUGAACGAGACACCGACCUAGCAACAGCAUGUGAAAACUUGUGCCGUUUAUUUGCUUUUCACGGAUUUUCUGUUGAACUAAAAUCUGCAAGGAUAUGCGCUGCUGAUAAAAAUCAAAACAUAAACGACUAUUUCAAACAUCGUCACAGUUAUGAAGAGUUAAUUCAGUUUGAAAUGAACAUAUUACAAGAAUUUGGUGUUCAUCUAGCUAAAAGUCCAACAAUAAAUGACGAAAGUGAUCUGUUAGUUACAAAAGUAGCUUUUAUUGGAUCCGGUCCUAUACCAACUUCUUCAAUGAUCAUUCUUAGUGAUCACGGACCAUUUGUAGAUAUUUACAAUAUUGAUAUGUGUGAAGAAGCAAAUCAAUUAGCAUCAGUUAUAAGUGAACAAGUGUUACCUCCGCACCUUUCUAAACGUAUGCAUUUUAUUACUCAAGAUAUUAGUCAAAAUCCAUUAUGUGACAAUGUCAAAUCGAUUUUAAAUCAAUGUCAACUUAUUUAUCUUGCUGCAUAUGUUGGUAUGACUGAAUUAGAAAAAUUAGAAAUACUUCGAAAUAUUGUUAAUCAAUCGACUGAUGAAUUCAGUCCGAAAACAAAGCAAUAUUUUGUUAUCCGAACUGCAGAAGGAUUAUACCAAAUUCUUUUUCCAAAAGUUAAAGCAGAAAAAAUUGCAAUGCUACAAGCGACUACCAGUGACAAUAAUCAACAAAUUAAGAAGAAAUUUCUUUUUCAAGUCAAAUCAGCUCAUCUCUCAUUAAAAGAGUACGGUAUGGUCACGAUUAUUGCUGAAAGUAUUUGA
This is a messenger RNA of Adineta steineri, 969 nucleotides long. The record is from the annotation of a GenBank genome assembly. Lineage: Eukaryota; Metazoa; Rotifera; Eurotatoria; Adinetida; Adinetidae.